AUGUCUUUAUCAGGAUCUAUAAAAUCCAAACUUUACAUUUCACAUUCUUCAAUUACAUUACCAAAGUCAUGUCAUGAAAAUAUAAUUCUAGAUCAUCCAUAUAAUAAUCACUUAGAAAUUUUUUUCCCCUCGAUAAUUAAUUUUCCUGAACAAAUUCCUAAUUCACUUGAUAGUGAAUUCUUUUAUUACAAAGUUGAUUUACCUUUAUCAUGGUUUAUUGAUACAAACUUUAUACAAAAUUAUGUUAAAGCUGGUCGUGUAGUUGCUUUAAGUUUGACCGAAGGGAUUGACAUUGCAAAUGUAAUUGCAUUAGACUUUUCAGGAAACUUGAUAUUAAAUUUGACAAAAGAUACAUACGAAGAACUUGGAUUAGAUGGCCAUUCAACGAAAUUCGGUCCAAAUAAACAAAGAUUUGUUGUUCAAAUUGAUUUAAAAAGAAGAUCGUUAAUUCCAGGAAAAAAGGGAUAUGAGAGAAUCAAAUGGUGUUUUAAUAAUACGUUAACAAAAAGAUUUACGUUUUUAAUGUCUUUUGUGAAAUCUACCGAAAAAAAGACGUGUGAAAUAGAUUUUCCAUCAUCGUUUAAUGCAAAAAAACUUUUAGGAAAAUUUGAUUUUAAUCCUAUACACGAAGGUAUUCUGAUUCCUGAUUUAAGUAUAAUUAAAAAUAUUUCAAAUGAAUCUCAAUGGAGAUUAGAUGCUGUUGAAAUUUACGAUUGGAUUGGAAUGAAUUCAAUCCAGGCACAGAGAAUUCAAUCACACGAUCAAGUGGAUCCAUAUAUCUCUGUUUAUAAACCUCCUGAACCGUAUUCGGAUGGAAAUGGAUCAUUCAUAAAAUGGUCGGGUUUCAUUCCAUCUUCGACCAUCAAAGAAUUAUUUGAUUCGGUUUUAAAAUUUCUACAAGAAAGUAAAGAUGAUAAGAUUUCAUGGGCUAUUAUUAAUGUAUGGGGAUUUAAAGAUUCACCAAUUUCUUGGAAUAAGCAAGAACACGGAUAUUUUAUGAAUGGUGAAAAUAAUUAUAGUUUUAUAAUUUAUAAUGAUGGGACUUAUGUACUUUAUCAAGCUCUUGAUCAAUUAUUGUCUUGGUUAUUAAUGACAGCAGAAUCCAAAUUAUCGACACAUGAAAUAACAUUCACAGCUAAUGUAGAAAAUAGUCAAGAAAGUCAAGUUCAACCGAAUCAAACUUUCCCAAUAGCUUUUUCACAAGGACAAGAAUCAGCAACACGAACUCAAAGCGAAUUUUUUCCAUUGAACAGUGUGAAAUCUAAAAUAAGAAAGAGGGAUGGUGCAAUUGUUACCGAAGAGAAUGAAAAGAAUCAAGAUAAAGGAACAAUUAAUGAUAAACGACAAAAAGUCAGUACAAUAAUUGCCGGAAACUACAAGAUGAUAGCAGAUACUAAUGGAAAUGAUAUCACGAGAUAUAGUAUAUUCGAAAUAAAUAACAUCGAGAAUAACCGAGAACUGGAGAAAAUCUUGGCGUUAGUAGAAUUUCAUCAACUCAAAAUCAUAGUCGUGACGACGAAUCAUAUCAAAGCACGGAUCGGAACUAUUUACACAAAGUAUGGAUCAAAUGAAGUAUUUAAUUUUAUCGAUCCGAUUUUUCGAGACAUAUUCGAAAAAUUACUGAUAGCCGUCAUCAACAAUGAAGAUGAAGCGAACGAAAACGAAAAUUGGAGAAAACCUUUUCAGGACAUUUCGAAAUUUUAA
Molecule: messenger RNA, 1704 nt
Organism: Funneliformis caledonium
Lineage: Eukaryota; Fungi; Glomeromycota; Glomeromycetes; Glomerales; Glomeraceae
Source: the annotation of a GenBank genome assembly